Messenger RNA from Rhincodon typus (whale shark), 3369 nucleotides. It is a transcript of the gene thumpd3, whose product is annotated as THUMP domain containing 3. Bases 93 to 1718 code for a protein of 541 amino acids. NCBI's taxonomy places the organism in Eukaryota, Metazoa, Chordata, Chondrichthyes, Orectolobiformes, Rhincodontidae. The record is from RefSeq and is a predicted model, not a curated record. Gene Ontology annotation, biological process: tRNA methylation. Gene Ontology annotation, molecular function: RNA binding; tRNA (guanine) methyltransferase activity. The transcript is spliced from 10 exons.
GUGACGUUGUUUCCGGCGGAAGUAAGACAGACUCCCAGAUAGAGAGAGGGUGAGAGAAGGAUAGGGCAUAAAAUAAUGGAGGGGCAAUAGAGAUGCCUGUACUCAAUGGAGAUGCAGAUGGACCGAUUGCAGCAGAAGUCAUGACUGAAGUGGAACAAGAUCCUGUUGGAAAUGGAGACCUGGGAAUGAAGCAACAUGAUAGCUCACGGGAGAAUUGGGUCACCAUUGGAGCAACAGUUCCAACCGGCUUUGAGAGCACUGCUGCUGAGGAAGUCUUGGAAAAGAUUGGAUCUGAGUCCAGGAUCAGUAAGGAUCGAGGAAAGAUCUAUUUUGAGGUGUCCACAGAUAAUCUUUUUCAGAUUCAUCUUUUGAGAUCUGUUGAUAAUCUGUUUGUUGUUAUCCAGGAGUUUCCCCAUUACCAGUUUGGUGAAACCAAGGAAAGUGUACUCGAGGACUUCAGACUGUUGGCUCGCCAGCUUCUUUGGACCUGUCCCCUUAAAGUUUGGGAAUUGAACAACAGUCUGAAGAAAAGGAAGGGCCAGCGCAGGAAAAGCAGCCGAGGAUGUGGCCUACAUCCAGAAGCAUCACAAGAGACUGAUAAAAUUAAAGAUGGCCAAUUGGAGCCUGCUUCCUCUGACCAAUCGUCGACUGGAGAUCCAGCACAUCCCGGGACAGGAUUGCCCAUUAUCCAUUCUGGGGCAAGUGGUGACCAGCCUGAUGAAAUGGAGGAGUCCAGCAAUGCAGUCGCUGAUCGGGUGCUGCUCAGUGACCAAGCAAAGAUUUCACCUGAGGGGCUUCUAUCUGAGAAUGACAGCCAUCCAGCAGCAGGUGAGGAUGAAGGGAAAGGACUACGUCGCUUUCGAGUCACCUGCAACAGAAGUGGGGAGAAACACAACUUCACCUCAAUGGAGGCAGCCAGAGAAUUCGGCGGCGCAGUGCAGGAUUUCUUCAAGUGGAAGGCUGACAUGACCAAAUUUGAUGUGGAGAUCCUACUUAACAUUCAUGAUAAUGAAGUAGUGGUUGCUAUAGCCCUGACAGAGGAAAGUCUACACAAACGAAACAUAACACACUUUGGGCCUACAACUCUUCGAUCUACUUUAGCCUAUGGGAUGUUAAGGCUUUGUAAUCCUCAGCUAACUGACAUCAUUGUUGAUCCAAUGUGUGGAACUGGAGCUAUACCAAUUGAGGGAGCUUUAGAAUUCUCACAGUGUUACUUCCUUGGUGGAGACAACAACGUACUUGCCGUGAACAGAUCUGUAAAUAACAUCAACUCUCUACAGAAGAAGAGACUGGAGAAGGGAAGGAUUACCUGGGGCAUGCCAUUGGAUGUUGUCCAGUGGGACAUCUGUAAUCUGCCACUGAUGACCAGUUCUGUGGAUGUAAUUAUAUCGGAUAUGCCUUUUGGAAAGAGGAUAGGCUCGAGAAGGAAAAACUGGGACCUGUAUCCAGCCUGUCUACAGGAAAUGGGGCGUGUGUGCAGGCCAGAGACUGGCAGAGCAGCCCUCCUAACACAGGACAAGAAAUGCUUUAUAAAGGCCAUGUCAAGAAUGGGGCAUCUCUGGAGGAAGUCACACACUGUCUGGGUGAAUGUUGGAGGGCUCCAUGCUGCUGUAUACCUGCUGAAACGCACCAGUCUUUCCUUUGACAGGUUAUUUCAGAGACCCCAAGAUUCUGCUACUAGUGAGGAAAUUCCCUGUAAAACAGGGGCAAAAGAAUAAGUGGAGCUUGGAGUCUGCACUCACAAGGGAAAACAUUUUGUUUGGGAUAAAUAUGAGCCUUGCUGGAAAGGAGGGGACAUCCUUGAAUUGUUACUGUCAUUUUACACCCAGAAGACCAUAAUGAGGAGGAAAUGUGCACCCUCAUGCCUGUUAAUAUCGGGUGGAAUUUUUCAGACUUCUGAAGCCUCACCUUCUUGACAGGAGGAUGCAGGGUAAUUGUGAGCAGCCUUAAAAGAGCAAAUAUCUGUGAGAAUUAACAUGGGGAAAGAGAGAGAGCAAUUUGGAGAACUGAUAACCUCUGUAACACUGGAUAUCAACCUUUACCUCCAGGAACCAAAUGAGAACAUCCCCGAGUUCAGUUGCAUCGUGUUUUGAAGUAGAUCUAUUGCUGGACUUCAGUCAGCCUUCCACACAUCGGUUAUGAAUAUUGGUCAGAUGAGCAAAGCCAAAAAAAAUGGAACACUAACAAUGGGGAGAAUCUUUCCUUCAAAUGAACCAGAACCAGCAGUCUGCAAACAUUCUAAACUUCAGGUCAAGAGUUUCCUGUUCUGUCUGUGCAUAGAAAUACAGAACUCUUGUUGAAAGUUCAAAGCCAGUGUCAAAUAUUUAAUUUUUUUGGGGUGGCUUUGUGGUAUUAUAAUAAGAGGCUGAAAGGUAAAUGUUUAUUCUCCUCCUUUUCUAUAUGUUUAGUCUCCUUGCUGCUAAAUGAUUGAUGCUCUCCCUUUGAAAUGGUUGAAAUUUUCAACAAGAUUUCUUUUUCCAUGUCCAACCACUGUCAUAACCUUUUUAAAGUCAUGGGCUUUAAUAUCUUGCUUUAUGAAUGCAUUGCCUUGUACGAAAAUGGUGUGUGCAAGGCAGUAAUGUUCCCAGUUCAGUGCCUGGGUGCUGGUCUUAAUAGUUGCCUUCAUUGCCUCUAGAUUAUAGAGGUAAUGAGAGAUUAGUCACGAUUUCCAAGUGUAGGACUGUUGGUUAAUGAUUAAAUUAUCAUUUGCUGGUUAGCUUUUCAGGAGAAUGGGACUAGAAACAAAUGGCUGUAUGGACUAUAUUUGAUUUAUGCUUCACUAUUUUCUCAUGUAGACUGAAACUCCAACUAGUCUUUGAGUUAAACUCACAUUCUAGCACUUAUUUGGUGCCUUAACACAUGAAAAUGAAAACCAUCUGAGUACUUCACACUGUCUAUAGUGCAGUGACUGCUAAUGUAGACAUGUCUUCAAUUUAGGAUAUCCUCUGCAGUCUGCUGUGUAAUGGGAGGCAUAUCUUCAGCCUCAAGAUUGAAGACUGACCUAAUUGCCCUUAUCGCAUCUGCAUCAGGAUUAAAACUCAUUUAACAGAAAUACACGGGCUUAGCAGCACCUAUUGAGAGGGAAGCUGUGAAUAUUUCAGGUCAAACCUUUUCAGCCAUUGUUUUUCUUUCCACAGAUGCUGCCUGACAUGAGAUAAAUUCCAGCAUUUUCAGUUUUUAUUUCAGAUUUCUAGUAUCUGCAGCUUUUUGGUUUUGUACCAUUAAAUGUAACAUUGGUUACAUUAAACUGAAGAGUUUGCCCAGUGCUUUGAUGUACUGAGGGGUGUUUGUGAGACUGCAGCUGAACUCAAAUGAUACAUUUGUCAUGUUAGAAAAUUAUUUAAAUUUUACAAUAAAGUUUUGAUCUGA